This is a messenger RNA of Cuscuta epithymum, 1383 nucleotides long. The record is from the annotation of a GenBank genome assembly. Lineage: Eukaryota; Viridiplantae; Streptophyta; Magnoliopsida; Solanales; Convolvulaceae.
AUUCUCCCAAUCCUGCCACUUUUCCUCUUCUAAGUCUUCCCACAAUUUGAGGAGAAAUGUCUAAUUUUGAGCGACAAAAAUCUGUGAAAGAACCUAGAUACUCUUCCUUCUCCUCCACCCUCCUCGACGAAAUCUAUCGCUCCAUCGAUGGGUUCGACGAAAAAAAACUCAACAGGCCAAUAAAAGGAACCUUUGCCAAUGAUGAUGACAACAAUGGUGUUGUGAGUUUUAGGAGGGCUUGUUUGAUAGAGAAGUUGAUGGAACAAAAGUUGGUGAAUCACAAAUUCUCAUCAACCAAACCUUGUAAGGGUGCAAAGCGUCUUUCCUCCUUGUUAAUCUCGACGAGCUACGACGAUCCUUUCUUCUUUAGCUCCACCACGCCCCGCUCUAGCUCCGCCGCGCAAACGGCGGAGGCAGACUUUUCGGGUUCGUUUUGGAAAUGUAACAGUUCAUCCAAAAAAACAUCAUGUUUCAAUUCUACGAGGUCGUCUAAGACGGUGAGGACGACAACGUUGGGGCUCGAGAAAUCGAGGAUGAUCAAACCGCCCGUUUCUCCGGGGGCUCGUCUCACCCACUUCAUCAACUGCCUUUUUGUCAGCAGAAGCCACGCCAGGAAAGGCAGGGACAAGAGCGCGCCCUCCACGUCGGCAUCUACUCCGACAUCGAUAGCACGCUCUUGUCUGAACAAGACGCCGAGGAUGAGCAGGAGCGGGGCGAAGAGGACAGUGAGAUUCAACCCCGUUGGCGUCAUCCUCGGCGAGGAGAACGCAUACGGCGGCGGUGAAUCUCCGGCGCCGGGAUUUCAAGAAACCAAGAAAGCUCUUCAUGAGGCGGGCUUGUCGAGAGGCCACAUUGUCCUCAAAGGCUACCAUCAACACCGGAAUCGUCAUCAAUGGAAGAAUGAGGAAUCAUGGAUGAGUGCAGAAGAAGGGAGAGAUUGUUCUGAUGAUGAUGAUUUGAGUGAUUCGAGUUCAGAUUUAUUCGAAAUUGAUCAUCACGCCCUGUUCGGAAAAAGAAGAUUCCGGGAAGAACUGCCGGUGUUCGAGAGUACUCAUCUGGACUCGAGUCGAAUCAUUGCUACUGGCUUAGUACGCUGAUUAAUAUACAGAGUAUAUAAUUAUCCUUAACUACUCCUGCAAAAUUCAAUAAUCAAUAAAACAGUAGUACGGAAUUUAAAUAAAAUAUCAUCCAGCAUAGCAUACGCAGUACUAGUUUUUCUUUAUAUUUGUAAAUCGCAGUCAUACUUUCCUUUUUUCAAAACAAAAUCAUACUUCCUUAUUUGUCAAACAAAUCUAUAUCAAAACAGUACAAAAUAGUGUAAAAUAGUGUUAAACUGUGUCAAAACAGUGUACUUUAUACGGAGUAAUAAAAUUUACCCCUCAA